Paramecium octaurelia is the source of this 384-nucleotide messenger RNA. The record is from the annotation of a GenBank genome assembly. NCBI's taxonomy places the organism in Eukaryota, Ciliophora, Oligohymenophorea, Peniculida, Parameciidae.
AUGCAUUAUUUAUAAUUACUUUGGAUUCUUCAUAUGUGCCUACUUAUUAGGAGCUGUAAUCAACAAUGUAGUUUACUAAGAGACCAUAAUUAUGUGGAGCAUUAUGGUUUGAGCCGAAAGGAAAUAUAACCCGGAAAAUAUGAGAAGUAGACAUUCGACACAGUUGGAAUGCUCCACACAGAUUAUUCAAUUAUCUCCUAUUUAUAUAGUAAAGACAUUCAGACCAUCACGAAAAUCCUUACAAAUCCUACCGAACGCUCUGUUCAUAUUAAAAAAGCCCCCAAUUGCAACAUGGAUAUGCAGUGUGUAUUCUAUUAGCAUGGGUACCAAAAUAAUGGUUUGAAAUUAUGGAUAUGUUACUAAAGAAACGGGAACAUCAUGUGA